CGCAAGACCGACUUCCAUAGAGCAUGACUGCCACAUAUCAAGUGUUGCAGCUGCUGAAAAGGAAAAUAUUACCUGUAAUAUGUGUGUAUACAUAACAUCAUGAACGUCUGCGGAUGCCUGCCAAGCUUUCCUUCAUCUAAGAACCCUAGAGCUGCAGCUUCAGGGUAGAGUGUAGCCGGACCUCCAGGACUGCCUGUGGACGCUGUAUUUCUACUUGGUCUCCGGAUAUGGAACACCCACAAUCGAGUGAUAAUUGAUAAAGUUGUCUGCAACACGUCUUGCCAUCGGCGCAGAUAUAACGGCGGAUUUCUAGACCAAGGUUGCGAUAGCAGAUGGCACGGUCAUGUCAUCGGCUGCCCAAGCGCGAAUUCAACAAGAACAUGACAACAUGCGGAACAUGUUCUCGCAGCGACAGAUUCGCGAUGUCACCAACGCAUUUGCCGAAGCUUCAGGACUCCUUCGGCCAGGUGAUCUAGUCAUAGAUGCGGAGUUUACGCUGUUCGAGGCUGUUGGCGCUCUCGAGGUCUGUUAGAAUCGAGCUGAAGCGUGAUGAAGUCGCUCAAAUUCGCCAACAGAUUAUGGAUCCGAAGAUGGAUAGUGGCAGUGUUCCUCUUGGUGACUCCUUAGAAGCCGAUUUUGACGUGUCGAAAAGCCUUUCUGCGUCUGAAGUCAUGUGGAUUAUGGAUGAGCUUAUCAAGUUGGAAGCGAUGUUCUUGCUUGGAUAUCCUCUUUCUCAGAACGUCUUCACGUCCCUGCAUGUCUUUCGAUUGAUAUCGCCAACAAAUUCGUACCCGUACAACCUCCAACAACCUCACACGAAAAAUGAUCUGAAGCAAGACGAACGUACUCAUCUGGUUCUAAACAUACUUCGUGCUUACUGCAUUGGUCUCAUCAAAUCUGUCCAAUUGAUGUUACGACUGAUACAAUCGCAUGUGUCUUUCGAGGAGGAAGAUACUGUCACCUAUCUUUUCGGCCUAGAAUUGCUGCCAAGAUUAGAGGUGAAAGAGGCAGUAAUGCUCGUUGCGGACAGUAUCAAUUGGAUAGAUGAAUCUUCGUUUGAAGAGAGCACGAAAAAUGCCUUGAGGGCCAGGCUCCUGCUUCGACAAGAGACACUAUUUGCGCUUGAAGAAGGCAGUCUGGCAGGGUGGCAGACAGUGAGGCUUUUGAUGAAUCAACUCGACGACAUUGAGCAAAAGCUGCAGCCGGUCUCUGCCGCUUUCUCGGACAAAGUCCAACGUCAAUUGGCGACAAGCACACCGCCGAGAAUAUUGCCGACAAUGUCCUGGAAGGAAAGCCGGGCAGUUUGGCUCCACAUGUGCGAGGAUGUGAUCGCAGCUCUUGAGUUGACUUCCGUUUGGGUCCGACAAAAUCCGCAUAGCCUCCAAAGAGCCACUUGGACAUUCGCCUAUCGGUCGCCCAGCCCAAACACCUACGCUCGCGCCAAAAUGCAAGAUAUUCUCACUACAGAGGACAGAGUUGCGAACGAUGUUCCGCAGUUUGAUCUAUUACUAGCUGACAUUCGAGAUCUAGUUCUCGCCGGGGAUCCCCUGGGUGAUCUCUCAUCAUUCCAGGUCGAGGACACUGCCGACAUCCGUUAUCAAGCUUCAAGGAUAAUCGAAGGCUUUAUGUCCAGAGCUUUCAACGACUAUCUGAACUAUUACAGAAUUCUUUGCCUGAAUCGUUGCCGCACUCGUCGACGUCUGACACAGUUCCUUUCGGCACUCGCAGAUCUCGAGUGCGAUGCGAUUGAAGCAGAUUCCCGAUUGACGCAACUCAUUACUCCACGACAAACCACUGAUAGCCUUGGUGAAGUGCACCAAUUACAGCCAAUGUCCUUGUGGGUCACCAUUUUCAGGAACCGCAUUGCGCAAUAUGUCAUCCAGCUUGGCUUUGAAACAGACCUAUACCUGCCUGACGAGCUCAGCACAAUUUACAUGGUCCUGACAGAGGUCGCAGAGGAGGCCGUUCGUGGUAUCUCGCGUUCUGAAAUGUUCAUGAGGGACAGGCUGGAAAGACUACAAGGGAGCGGUAAUAAUGACGCAGCGGACGAGUGCGAAGUGGCAUUGAUCCAUUUGGAAAGUGUUAGAGAUCAACUUGAAAUCGUCUCGGGAUUAGCUACUUGCCUCGCAGAUUUAUACAUCUUGCUUGAAGAGACCGGCGUGAUCGGCACCGCAAAUCAGGACUACACGCCAGCAAGCCUUAGAUAUGAAGCGCGAAUGAAGCCGUUUCUCAGAGCCGAGCCUCAUCGCUGGCCUUCUUUGGCCGAUAUGCAAAAGGCCAAGGAUUCCAAAAAGCUAAACCUAUCCCAGAUUUGCGAGACCAUCCCAAACUUCGUAAAGAAGGCAAAGACGUUGCUGUCGAAGCUCAAGAUGUACACGCCCGUGCAAGCGAGAUACAUCGGUACGGAAACAAGCUGGCAGAAGGACAUCAAGCAGCUCGAGACCGUUUGCGUUGCAACAACCGUUGUGGCAUCACAACUGAAUUCGAUUUGCAAGAAGCGAGGAGUGCUCGAUGCAUCAUAUCUAGGGGAUAUCGUGGAGCUCGUUGUGCCUUGCAAGCGCUUUCACGACUGGUGGACGGUGCCGCAAUUGCGGGAGAAGACGGGCUGAACAGAACAGCAAAUAAAAUUCAAUGCUUGUGAUAGCUAUCGUUCACGCGAUGACAGCCGUCAGUCAUGUUCACACUGCCUGUGCGACAAUAUGCAGAGAGCUAAAUCCGAAGAAAUUGUCACCUGGGCAUUUAUUUUGUGCGAAAUUCAGCUCAUGCCUGCCUGAUGUGUGGCCCAACUGAACAACCGCUCGAGAUCCGCGAGAAAUUUCAAUCAACCCGUGGACAUCAAGUGCUGGGCUCAGCUUGCGCCUUUCGCCCACACGCGAAAGCGUGCUGCCGCGUGGGAGAUUUCUUUAGUACGCUUAGUUCGAUCGCAUGUCACUAUGUGUGGUGGGGUGACCGGCCGAUUUGGCCGUUUACAGGUGUAGUCCGAAAAGUCAAUGUCGGCUAGAUAUGUUUUUCUUCUUUUAGACCGC
This is a messenger RNA of Dissoconium aciculare CBS 342.82, 3026 nucleotides long. RefSeq lists its product as uncharacterized. The record is from RefSeq and is a predicted model, not a curated record. The coding region runs from base 483 to 2609 and encodes 708 amino acids. Lineage: Eukaryota; Fungi; Ascomycota; Dothideomycetes; Mycosphaerellales; Dissoconiaceae. The transcript has 2 exons. Gene Ontology annotation, biological process: N-terminal peptidyl-methionine acetylation. Gene Ontology annotation, cellular component: NatC complex.